Gryllus bimaculatus (two-spotted cricket) is the source of this 7671-nucleotide messenger RNA. The record is from the annotation of a GenBank genome assembly. NCBI's taxonomy places the organism in Eukaryota, Metazoa, Arthropoda, Insecta, Orthoptera, Gryllidae.
UUUACAAUAAGGAGCUGUUUUAGGCAAAGAUAGAAAGGACCUUUUUUUUAAUUUUUUAAAUUUAUUUUACUUCUUGACGAAUCACGUGAAAAUCACAUUUGUUACUUUAAUGAAGCAUCUGGAAUUGGAGUAAAUACCCGUUUGUAUGUUUUUUGUCAUUCUCGAUCGAUAGAAAAAUCUCUUAUUUUUGCGCAAUGCUUAUUGCAUUUGCCAUUUCCUAUUCAAAGUUCGCGGGACAAAAUUCUCGUUGCUGAUUUGUUUCUGCCUCUGCGAGUGGCUGAAGAGUAGUGGUAACGGGGGGGUCGGACGGAGUACUGCCGCGAAGUCAUCCCGAAUCUGGAGCGGAAAUGCACAACCUGUGACACUUCCUACGAUUGCUACGUUUUGCUAGGUCAAUGGAAUUAAGCGUGCUUGCUGUGCAAAUGGGACGCAUUUUCUCCGCAAAUAAAUGAAUGAGGUGUGCAAGUUGCGCGGGAAUGUACUAGUGAUGGUGAUGCUGUAGAGAAUGGCAGAGCCUGAUCGCAGCUCAAAUGAUGGUACACAAGAAAAUGAGAAUGAAGCUGACUCAGGAACUCAUCAUGAUGGCGGCAAUGAUCACAGUAAUGAAGAAGGUGGAGAACAAGACAAUGAAGCAGAUCAGUCGGGAAGUCAAAGUAGCCCUGUAGGUGUUCCAGAUGGUGUUCUUAAUACAAACUAUGAUUCAAGUGAUGGUGCAAUUCCAGUGCAUCGUUGUGAUCGUUGUGAGAAUUAUGAGGCAUUGACUCAUGUAGCUCUCUUGUCACAUCUUGCUCAGUGUCCUGGUAAUGAAGUUGAAUCUCCUACACCUGGUGAAGUACAUAGAGGUCAUGAUCGCAAGAUAUUUGAAUGUGAUGUGUGCAACAUGAAAUUUUCCAACGGUGCAAAUAUGCGACGUCAUAAAAUGAGACACACUGGUGUAAAACCAUAUGAAUGCAGAAUCUGCCAGAAACGAUUCUUCCGAAAAGACCAUCUUGCUGAACAUUUCACAACCCACACAAAAACUUUGCCAUAUCAUUGCCCGAUUUGUAAUAGAGGCUUCCAACGUCAAAUUGCAAUGAGAGCACAUUUUCAAAAUGAGCAUGUUGGUCAACAUGAUAUGAUUAAAUCUUGUCCUCUGUGCAGUUACCGAGCUGGAUCAAUGAAAAGCUUACGGGUACAUUUCUUUAACAGGCAUGGAAUUGAUUUGGACAACCCAGGUCCGAGUCAACCAAGCGCAUCAUCUGCAAUUCCAGCCAGUGGACAGUGUUCACCUUUGGAACCAAGUUGUAAUAUUAAUGUGGGGGCCUCUUACAGUGAUAGUGGUGACUCAGUGGGUGCAAGAUCUGUUGAUAAUGCCACCCCUCCUAUGCAUUUCUUGACUCCUCAUGUUGAAAUUUCCAUGGCUGAUGCUCCAGCUACUGGAUUUUCUCCUGCUCAGAGCGAACAACCUCUUGCAUCAGCCUCUCAGUCCGGCAGUGAAUUAUCCUCUCAACAUCUGAAUGGAGAAUGCCCAGGAUCCCCACAUUCUGCUGAUUCAAAUUCUAAUGCUCCUUCGAGCAGUCUUAACAAUUCCCUGAAAAGGCCUGAACCAGAAGGCACAUCAAUCACUCCGUCCAUAUCUCUGAUCCCAAUCAAACAAGAACCUAGCUCAGAGGACCCUGUUCGUGCAAACGGACCUGUCAAUUUGACCACUAGUAGGUCUGGAGCUGAACUUGCCUCUGGAGCCACGAAUGUCCAGUUUCCAACUGCCUCAUCGAGUAGUCUUACAUCGUUAAUCAAAGUAUCACCAUUAAAAUCUCUUCUUCGAGAUGAUUUAAAGCGAAAAAUUGGGAAUCGCAUGGCCCCACAAAUUGCACAUGGGCAUCCCUCAGCAGGUUCAGGGCAUCCUGAAAGCUCAUUUCCCAUUCAACCUAUUGCAGCAACUACUACAAAUGGUGCAAUUACUUCAACGGGUCCAGAACAACCUUCAGAUUCCACGGAAUGGCGUUCACUCCACAAAAGAAUCCCAUCUCUUCAGUGUAUUUUCUGUGGUAUUGCCUUUCCUGAUCAGACAUUAUACUUCUUGCAUAAAGGUUGUCAUUCGGACAGCAAUCCCUGGAAAUGUAAUAUAUGUGGUGAACAGUGCUCAAAUGUGUAUGAAUUUAAUUCACAUUUGCUCAGUAAAACUCAUCAGUAAAAUGAAAAUUUUACUUGAUCUUCCAAGGUAGCAUUACAUAUGCACACAAACUUCACAGCAUUAAGCUUUUUCCUUCAAAGAUUUUGUAGUUACAGUGAAACCCUAGUUUAGUGGAACUCAGUUUCAAGGUAAACCAGUAUUUGAGGUAAAAUAUAUAUGGUCCUGAGAAACACCUCAAGAACAAUGCAUUUCCAUCCCCAAUUUAGUGGUAUUUACGUUUGUAUAAAACCAAGAUCCCAAACAUAUUUAAGAUAAGUCAUACUUAACAGAAGUUCAACAAUAGGACACUUUUUUGAUCAAUUUGUUCACUUCCGAAAGUAUGAUACAAAAGUCUCUCAUAGCUGAGAAAGUCAAAAGCACAACAUUUAGCAGAUGGUUACCAGGAGCAUUGCAAACAGUUUUGUUAUUUAUGUUUCUUUGAUUUUUUCUUUCAGUCUUCAUUCUUUCCAAGUGUAUUACUUGCCCUGACUCCUGGAAACACACUGUUUGCCUUCCGCCUUUGAUGCUUUGCUAAUAGGUAAUAUUGUCUUUGUCUUUGGACAUAAAAAAUAAAGGUAGAUCUUAUAUUUUAAAUUUGCACUUUCUGCUAUUGAAAUUAUCUUAACCCCUUUUAGUGUAAACCCUUAUUUAAGGGUUAAAAAAAUGGUUGGCUCUCAGUAUUACACUAAAUAGGGGUUUCACUGUGUUACAGUCCAUCCAGAUUCUGAAUGUGUGGUUUACAUUUCCAAGAAAUGGGCCUUAAAAGUCUUCAGUUUUAGUCAUCAGUCACAUACAUUUUGUAGAUGGUACAAACUAAUUUUAUCAUCUACGUUUAUAUUCUUACAUACUGUUAUUAUUAUCAUCUUUAGUUCUUUUAUAUUUACAAACAUUCCUUUAUUGGUGCUUUCAUUGUAUCAGAUUUUACUUUAAAUAUUCUGAUAAUAUUUUUAAAUAUUGUCUCUUGUGAUACUUUAAAAGUUUCGUAGAACAAAACAAACGAGUUUUAUACCCCCAUACAAAGACAAGUAGACAUAACGUUUUGUUGUUUUUUUUUAGGGUGAAAAACUUAAAUUCAAAUUAAUAAUUGAUAUCUCUGAUUUUUUUAUCUUAAUUUAUGUUCUUGCCUCAAAUUUGAUGUAGAUUAUAGAGUAUAUAUUAAACAUAAUAUCUUUUUUUAAAUUUCUUUGUUAAUAUUUCAGUCUUACCAAAUGUAAGAAGCUUAAUUUUGAAAAUGAAUUUUCAAAGAUUUUAUUUCAAAAUAAAUUUUAUUUCAUGGCAAGUUCAGUACAUGAUUUAUUUAUUAUGUAUCUGAAGAAAUUUUAUGAAUUCCUUUACUAACAUUCAUUGGGUAAAGCGUAUUUGAAAACCAAACAAACGUAUGUCAUGAAAGUAUUACUCACUAUUAUCUCAUAGCAGCAUUAAUACCUGUAAAACCCUACAUAUUGAAAUGUUUUAAAAACUUAUAAAAUGUAAUUUCUUUCAAAUUUAAUGCUUCCUAUUCUUGAGGCAAAAAACAUUUUUGUAUACAAGUAUUUGGUGAACUACUUUUUGUUGAUAUAAAAAAAUGAUUAUUAAUAUUGUGUGCGAAAUGACUGCCUUGGACAGUACCGUAGUCAGAAUUUUGUUUCAAGCAGAGCUUGUCAAGCAAACAUGAAGUAAUAAUCAAGUUUUAAUUAACCUUUCCUGAAACCCUGUUAAGAAAUUUUUGACAUCUUUGAACUUGACACAAUAUGAAAAAUACGUAAUUUAUUAUGUUAUUUUUUGGAAAACAGGUAAAAUUACUUCACUUAAGAUUUACUUGCAAAAAUAUUAAAUGACAAACUGCGCAGUAUUGAGAGAGAGAUUUCUUUUUUGUGAGGGGAUGUAUUACCCUAGCCGCCCCUCUAGCUGCGUGAAUGGUCUCAGAAAUAGGGAUGUGUGUUUAAAGUAAUGAUGUGUAAAUCCACCCAAAUGUUUAUCUCCUCAUUUAUUAUUGACUGAUACAAUGAAUUCUUUUUCUAUAAAUUUAUUGCAAAUUUCCAUAAAGGGGUACUUGAUAUUUAUUAAUUUAUUGGAUCUCUAUCUGGUUGAUUUGUAAUUAUUAUUUGUUGACAUAUAAUUUGAGAAAAAUAUUUUAUAUUUAUAAUGAUUUUUAUUUAUAUAUUUUUUGUUGCACUUUCGUUGUAAUGAUUUUGUUGAUUUGGUUUUACUCUAUAUAUAGUCAUCCAAUAUGGUUGUGAUGUAUGAAUUCAUGCAGUGUUUUCAUUACAGAUGUAGUGCAUUAAUCAAAGAACAGCACAGUGUGUUUUUAUCAUUUAUAUAUUUAUUUAUGCUGUGUGUCUUAUGAUCGGUUUUUAUAUCAUAUUUAUUUGUACAGUAUUUAUUUUUAUAUUAUUUAUCAUCAAAUUCUGCUGUAUGUUCUUUGGAAUACUGAGCAGUAUCAAGAUUUUGAUAGUUUAUAAAUGUAUUUUCAGUUUUCUCUCUUAAGGAAAGACUAAAUUAUUAAUGUGCCUUUCAAUACAAGUAUUCUGACUUCAAUUUAAAAAAAAUUAAAUUGUAUAUUUUUAAACAUUGAGAAAAUGCUUUAUUGAAGUGUAAUUUUUUUAUGACCUUGUGAAUUAAUAUUAAUAUAACCAAAUUAUGUUCAGCAGUAUCUGUUAAAAGUUUGAAAAAAUACAUUUGGGGGAUACUUAAUUAAAUUUCAGAGGAAUCAGUGUUUUUAAAUUGGCACAUCAUAUCAAUUUGCUAAGUAAUAUUUUGUAACUUGAAAUGAUCUUUUCACACAGAUAAAAAUCAAUAAAAUAUGAUUAUUUAUGUAGUAAUUUAAUUUGUUUGUGUUUUGUGCCUCUUUGAAAACAUAGAUUACAGUUAUUAUAAAAGGGAGAAUUGAAUGGUACAUAUUUAUAUUUAGAAUAGUUGGUACCUAUGUCAAAAUUAUUAUUUCUCUAGCUCCAUACUGUUUUGCUCAAUGGUGUCCUUCUUGUGACUGUUAUAUAGGAUAUUCACUUUCAAAUUAUUAAAAUUGGUAAACAUUCCAUAGAUUUAAUUACUAAUCUAAUUGUAGAAUAAUCAACAUGAGUUGAAUUAUUCAGAUCUAUUGAUAGUAGGCUCUAGAAUAUCAUACCGAAGAAGUGGUGAUUUGCCUUGAAAUUAUCACUUAAAGAAGCAGAAUUUAUGAACUUCACUUAUAAAAACAUUUCACAAAAAUGUUUUGUUUCUACUGGAAACAGUAUACCAAGUAUAAAUCAUGUGAUCUAUUAAGUUUGAGAAUUUGAAUCUUUUAAAAAUUGAAAAGAGCAACUUUAUUGUUAAAGUGGAGAGAAAUUUUCAUGUAUUUGUUGCAACAAAAUGAAAGCAAAAAAUUAGUAUUAGGAGAUGGAUAUUUACCAGUUUUCAGGUAUGUUGACUUGUGCAUUAUGUUGAUGUUCUUAUAGAAGCACAAGAAUUUUCUUUAUUUUUUCUGUUCAAUCCAUUUCAAUAAGUAAAUCAAUGUUUUCCUUCCUUUACAUUACCUUAUUUGAACAAAGGUUCCAAAAAUUGGGAAUUAACAUUGAAUUUGGAAAGUGAAUGUUUGAUACGAUUAAGCAAUUUUUCUAUCAUUUUGAAAUUUUUAGCUAUGAUAAUAAAUGUUCGUGAAUAGUAGUUUGAAACUGAAGUAAUUGUGAGCAUUGCACAUACUGCACUAAGUUAGUCAUAAGAAAUUAUUUGAAACAUGUUUGUAAAUAAUGGAAUGAUAAAUUUUUGGUAUGACUGAUUUGUUCUCAUGAUAGUAAAAUUAUUUUUAUAACUUUGUGAGGAUAAAAUUGUGUUCUAAUGAAAUAUUUCAGUACUUACAAAUUUCAAGCUUAUGAAGCAUUUCUCUCUCCUUUUACAGAAUGAACUAGGAUGAUGUGAUCCUACUUGCUAUAAAUUGUCUAUGAAUGAUGUCUAGAAAUUCUUGGUAAAUUGUUGGUAACGAUAAAUAUUCACUGGCAUCACUUGGUUGAAGUUUCCUAAUUUUGCAAAGAAUAUGCUUCAAAGUAUGUAAGGCGUCUUUUAUUAGGUCUUUUCUUUACUUGUCAUUGAUGAAGAAAAUUAAAUUAUAUUUUGUAAGUAUAAAUACAGCAAAUGUUUGUGAAAGAAAAAGUGCCUUUUGUCAUUCCCAUUUAAAAGAUGUUCUGGUUGUUGUUUUUUUUUUUUUGUUUGUUUCUCUGAAACUAGUCAUGUUUUUGUGAAGAAAUACUCCCCUAUUUACCUAUUAUUGAAUUUUUUAUAAAAGUCAAAAACUUUCUUUCUCUCUGAUUAAGUGAACCUGCCUUUCUCGUGACCUGUCUGGCGGUGGUUCAGAACUUAGAAAUUUAAUUUUUAGUUUGUAAAAUGCUUGCAUGCAUUCCAUGCAUGCAAGAAUGGAAACGACCAUGAGUUUCUUGAAAAAAAUUAUUUAGGGAAUAACUCUCCAUGAUUACUGCUUGUUUUAUGCUGUCCAGUUUCUUUCUUAAAUGUCUUUCUUUCCACCUUUAUUUAAUUGUGUGUGCCUUAGAGAAGGGAUGUGCUGAAGGUGUAAUUGUCUUUAAAUUGAUCCAGUGCUUUUAUCACAAACCUGUGCUGUGGUGCUUGGAAUCAUUCCAAGAUUUAUGUACAGUUUCAAUUUUCUCAAAAGUAGCUGGAAUAUUUAUGCUUCCUUUCAAUUGCAGUGUUUUCUCAUGGUAUAAAAUUGUGAACAUUUGAAACUCAGGUGAAUAUUCAUUAACUUUUUAAUGCACUUCACAUGUGCAGUACUGUAAUAAAUUUAACAUCAGCUCAGUUGAGCAGAUUAGGUAAACGAAAACAAAAAGUGUAUGGCUUCUGAAUGGUGCUUCCAGCCAAACUGAUGUCACCAGAAUUCAGUGUAAUUAAAAAACAAUAUUGAAAUGUUUCCAUACUCAUUACCAAUGUAAGUUAUAAUCAGUAUUUUAAGACCCUUGUAGUUCAUACAUUUUGUCAACCUUGCCAGAAUUACAAGGAAAAAAGGCCUUACUAGAAUCAUGUGUAUGUGCACUUACAGUGAGAGAAAAAGAGUACAAAUGAAGCCUAUUUAAUCUAUUGUCAGAACAAAAUUUAAUGUUGCUGAUAAAUGUACUUACUAAAAGAUGAUACAAUGUGAUAAGACGAUUAUACAUCUUUAUGUACGAUGCUUUGAAGAGCAUUUUGUUUAUGAUCCACGCUAUUUGUUUUUUAUCUCUUUUGUCAGUUCUUGUUCCAUCUUUAUUAAAAUAUGACAUUGUAUCAUUUUUUGUUUAUUUAUAUAUGGGUGUCUGAGUAUGUUAUGAGAAAUAGAAACCAAAGCAAAAGCUGAAAUCUAGUGUCCUGUUUCAUAUAGGCAUCUAAAUGAAAUGAAUGUUGACAUUUGACCGUUAUGAAGUAUGUAUAGUGCUCUGCCUAGCACACAUUCCCAUGAGUGGAAUCUUCAAUAAAUUUUAAGUCUUGUGUCAUUUGCGAAUAUAUUGCGAAGAGAGAUGUAUUUAUUAUUACAUGGUAUGAACUAUAAAUGUGGUGGUGAUGGUUUAUAUUUAAUAAAAUGG